CCGGCCCUAACGCGGAGUCUGAUGGAGCUUUCUUACCAGACCCUCAAAGUCACGCAUCAGGCGCGGGAAGCGUGCGAGAUGAGAACAGAAGCACGACGAAAAAAUCUUCUUAUUUUGAUUUUGCAUUAUUUAACACAAGAAGGAUAUAUCGAUGCAGCCAAUGCUUUGGAGCAAGAAACUAAACUGGGGUUACGACGCUUUGAAGUUUGUGACAAUAUUGAUCUCGAAACUAUUUUGAUGGAAUAUGAGAGCUAUUAUUUUGUAAAAUUUCAGAAAUACCCCAAAAUUGUCAAAAAGGCAUCGGACACAGCAGAAAAUAAUUUACCACCAAGAAGUGGAGGGAAGAACAGAAGGGCGAUGAGUAACAGUUGUCAAAAUCUUCCCAAGAUCAGUCAGCAGCGGCCACGGUCCAAAACUACGGCAGGGAAGCCAGAGGAAGCCAAACCCCUCCAUAAGGAGCAUCCUAAACAGGAGGUUGUCCACAACACUAGCACGGAGAGCUCGGACUUUGGCUUAAGCAUAUCAGGAAUCAACAAAGGCAGUGGAGGAGAAAACGUCCGUCCACACAAAGGCCAAAUCAUUGACAUCCGAGGGCUGCUCACAGACGCUAUCAAAGGAGCAACCAGCGAACUUGGCUUGAACAGCUUCGACUGUAACCCUGACCCCUCAGAACGACUGCUGAAACCUCUGAGUGCAUUUAUUGGCAUGAACAGUGAGAUGCGAGAAUUGGCAGCCGUGGUGAGCCGGGACAUUUAUCUCCAUAAUCCAAACAUAAAGUGGAAUGACAUUAUUGGACUCGAUGCAGCCAAGCAGUUAGUCAAAGAAGCUGUUGUGUAUCCUACAAGGUACCCACAGCUGUUUACAGGAAUUCUUUCCCCCUGGAAAGGACUACUGCUGUAUGGCCCUCCAGGUACAGGAAAGACUUUGCUGGCCAAAGCUGUGGCCACGGAAUGCAAAACAACCUUCUUUAACAUUUCUGCAUCUACCAUUGUCAGCAAAUGGAGAGGGGAUUCAGAAAAACUUGUUCGGGUGUUAUUUGAACUUGCUCGCUAUCAUGCCCCCUCCACCAUUUUCCUGGAUGAGCUGGAAUCGGUGAUGAGUCAGAGAGGCACGGCUCCUGGCGGAGAGCAUGAGGGAAGCCUUCGGAUGAAGACAGAACUACUGGUGCAGAUGGAUGGGCUGGCUCGCUCUGAAGACCUUGUGUUUGUUUUAGCAGCUUCUAACCUGCCCUGGGAGCUGGACUGUGCCAUGUUACGCCGCCUGGAGAAGAGGAUUCUGGUUGACCUCCCCAGCCCGGAGGCCAGGCAGGCCAUGAUCCGCCACUGGCUGCCCCCCGUGAGCCAGAGCAGAGCCCUGGAGCUGCGCACAGAGCUGGAGUACAGCGUGCUGAGUCAGGAGACUGAGGGCUAUUCAGGCUCAGACAUUAAGCUGGUCUGCAGGGAAGCAGCUAUGCGGCCUGUGAGGAAGAUCUUCAAUGCACUUGAAAAUCAUCAGUCAGAGAGCAGCACUCUACCUAGGAUCCAGCUGGAUACAGUGACCACUGCCGACUUUUUGGAUGUGCUAGCUCACACCAAGCCUUCAGCAAAAAACCUGACUCAGAGAUACUCGGCGUGGCAAAGUGAGUUCGAGUCUGUUUGAAAUCAUAUUUACCCUGACCUGGCCACAAAGACAACCACAGAGGCCUCCUGGUUUAUUACUGUAAGUGAGAGAAGAACAUAAUGAUUAGAAUAGAAAAGAAAAUUAUUCUUAAAGACCGGAUUAAUUUGGACAACUGUAUUGUUUUGGAAAUGUGAGAUUUCUUUGUUAAUUUCAUGAUUGAUAUCAGCGAAAUAGUGACGAUUUCAAUUACAGUUGUAUAUGUUAUUAGGUCAGGCAGUGGAGACUUUUCUUACAAUUAGACUCUGUAAAAUUUUGACGAACAAUUUCUUGCAAUGUUCCUCAUUCGUGAAUUGGUGUUUUCAUUUUGAAGAAAAAGAUGUAGUAAGGAAAGAGGUGUUGGAAUGCCCAGGGGAGCAUUGAGCUGGGGAGCCAAUCAGAAGCUAGGCUUGGCAGACCAUCUGGCCAGCUGACAGUUCAAGGGUGGAUAAGGAUGGGAGCAGGGAAGGAAAUGUAGUUUGUUGCUUCUGACAAUAUUCUGAAUCUCAUCAGUUCUCCCUAAUUCUGACCUCAACCAGUGAUAUCGGCAGCAACCCGCUACCAAGCUAUGCCCCCUCGGAUAUGUCACUGACCCAUCUCUAGACAUGACUGUUUUGAGUCUAGAGCUAAUUGCAGUGGUGACUAGCACAUCACCAAUAGCUACCAGUUUGAGCAUUUUGAGUUCUGGCCCCUAAUAACAUCUUUCAACUUUUCACAUCUCACGCCCCUGGUGCUCUGCCCUUCCUUUUCCAUUACCAUACCUCAUUGGAUCCAGAGCUCAGGGUAGGGUACCCAAGCUUCUAGAGCUGUCAUCCUGAGUCUCCCCUGCUCUUAGGCUCCUCCACAUCUCCUUGUAGGUUAUAAACAGCUAGAAGCAUCUCCCUCAGAAGUCUAUAAUCUGAGAGGAAUCUACUUUCAACUCUCGAUACAUUUUGAAGGCUUUCACUAGAUAAUGCCACCCCUAUCCCCACCUAGAACUUACCUACAGUAAGUCACCUUCUUUUCUCUUCCUUUGCCUUGUUUUCUUCAUCCCUGCAAGACACAAUCCUCCUCUGAAGAAAAACUUCCAGGAAAAGGACAUUUUGGAUAAAUAUUCUAAAAGAUGGUACCCUUUUAAACAAAAACAAAGCAUUUGGGGGGUAUUAUUUCAAGCAGAUAUCCUCAAAUGCCUCUUAAAAUGUCAUUUCAUGGAAAAGGCAGUCAAAUUGAAAACAUGCCUAACAUAAUGAAUUUGACGUAAAAAGAUUUCACCUUAGGAUAUGCUAAACUUAAGCUUCGUGAUCAUUAGGUAUUAUACUAUGCUGCACUAGUGAUACCUAGAUGAAUAGGUCUCUAAACUAAAUGGCCUCAGACUGGCCUCACUCUUCUUUUGGGUUGUUUUCUUGAUGAGGCUUCCAGCUGUCAUUUCUUGUAGCUGUUGGUCCUUUUGCUUGUGGCCACUACCAUCUUUUCUGAUUUCAUAAAAUCUCAAUUGAAUGGAAUCUCAGCUGUUGCUGUUUAUGAGCCGUAGUUGGAAAGUAGGCAAGUUUGCACUGUAGGUGUGCUUAGGAGUGAACAGGUGACAAGGCGGAGGAGACAGUCCUGUGGGUAACUGCUUUGUGACAAGACAUUGGGGCCCUUUUAGCUUACUGCCCAUUCCUGAUUCCAGGGUAAGUGUGGUUUUGCCAUCCCUCACAGUGAAGACAUGCCAUCUUCCUCUACUUCCAAAAGCCCACACGCAGCCUGCUGUGUACUCGACACCAUGUCCACGCACUUCCUCCAUUUCUUUUAAUUUCCAAGUUCACCUUUGUAAUACUUCUACCUCUAUUCAAUCUCAUA
This is a messenger RNA of Pteropus alecto (black flying fox), 3453 nucleotides long. RefSeq names its product katanin catalytic subunit A1 like 2 (gene KATNAL2). The coding region runs from base 22 to 1638 and encodes 538 amino acids. NCBI's taxonomy places the organism in Eukaryota, Metazoa, Chordata, Mammalia, Chiroptera, Pteropodidae. Gene Ontology annotation, molecular function: protein binding; ATP binding; ATP hydrolysis activity. The transcript has 16 exons. The record is from RefSeq and is a predicted model, not a curated record.